This is a messenger RNA of Onychostoma macrolepis, 3072 nucleotides long. RefSeq lists its product as uncharacterized. Gene Ontology annotation, biological process: DNA integration. The transcript has a single exon. Lineage: Eukaryota; Metazoa; Chordata; Actinopteri; Cypriniformes; Cyprinidae. The record is from RefSeq and is a predicted model, not a curated record. Bases 1 to 3072 code for a protein of 1023 amino acids. Gene Ontology annotation, molecular function: nucleic acid binding.
AUGGCGACAACAUCAUCCUCCACUUCAAGACAAUUACCGCAUCGCAAAAAAAGACUGGAGAGUUUGAAAAGAAAACUAAGCAAGGAUGUCACACUCUACAGCAGAUACAAUGAAGUUGUGGAGGACUACUUAAAACAAGGAAUGGCUGAGGAUGUGCCAAGGGAGCAUGCAUCACCACCAGGCAGUCAGAUAUAUUACUUACCUCAUCACGCUGUAUUGAGAGAGGAUAAGGCAACAACGAAACUGCGGGUUGUGUUUGAUGCGUCAUCCCACGAAGAUAGAAGUCCCUCACUAAAUGACUGUCUUCUAACAGGUCCCAAUCUGAAUCCAGAUCUGAUGAGUAUUUUGAUCAAAUUCAGACUGCAUGAAAUUGCAUAUAUGGCAGAUAUCAAGAAAGCAUUUUUGCAGAUAUCACUCUCAGAAAGAGAUCGGGACGCUGUAAGAUUUCUGUGGUUCACUGGACCACCUACAGAGGAGAAGGAUGUGACGCUGCGCUUACUCAGAAUGACGAGAGUGGUGUUUGGAGUUUCGUCAAGCCCAUUCUUACUUGCAGCCACCAUAAGGAAGCAUUUAAGACAGUACAAGCUCGAACACCCACAAGUGGUAGAAGCCCUCAGCUCCUCACUCUAUGUCGAUGAUUUCAUUUCAAGUGCACGUGGGGUGACAGAGGCACAUACAGUGACAACAACAGCCAGGAACAUUAUGUCUGCUGCAGGCAUGGAGCUAUGUAAAUGGAUGACAAACUCUCCUGAGCUCAAAGAAAAAUGGCAGGAAGGCUUGAUGGAUUGUGCUGUGCAUCCAGAGUCACACGUGUCUGUGCUGAAGGUGCUGGGUAUGGUGUGGAGACCAGCCACUGAUGACUUUGUGUUCGACCUCAGGAGGCUGCUUGAUAUUCUGACAGAAAGAGAAAACACAAAACGAAGUGUUUUGCAGUCUUCUGCUCGCAUUUUUGACCCUCUAGGAUUCCUGACUCCUUUCACCAUCAGGAUUAAGUGCUUGUUCCAAGAGAUGUGGGAGAGAGGGCUCAAGUGGGAUGAGAAAUUGCCACCUGAUUUGACGAAGAAAUGGCAACAGUGGUGCUCCGAGCUACCUCAACUGCAUCAGCUCUCAAUCCCACGAUGGUACCAAACACACAUACCACGACAGGAUGGUCAAGAGUUAAGGCUACAUGUGUUCUGUGACUCGAGUGAAAGGGCGUACAGUGCAGUCGCUUAUCUUCAAGGAGAAACAAAGGAAGGAGAAGUGACCGCAAGCCUGGUUGCAUCCAAGUCCAGAGUGGCUCCACUCAAAAGGAUGACACUGCCACGACUGGAGCUAAUGGGUGCGGUAAUAGCAGCCAGGCUGGGGAACACCCUCAUGAAAGCACUGCAACUAGACAAGACGCAACUCAGACUAUGGACAGACUCUAUGAUAGUGCUGCAUUGGAUUUGUGGUUCUGCUCAUAAGUGGAAACAGUUUGUAGCAAAUAGAGUCACGGAAAUCCAGUCUCUAACUGAUCCACAGUCAUGGUCUCACUGCAAAGGGAAAAUGAAUCCAGCUGAUCUUCCCACCAGAGGUCUAACUGUGCAGGACCUGAAGCAGAGCACAUUGUGGUGGAAGGGUCCUUGUGUUCUGAUGUCAACUGAUCAGUUAGAGAGCACUCAGGAAGAUGUUCAGGAAGAUGAGGUAAAGUCUGAACUCAGAUCCAAAUACCAGAUUGCUGUACAGUUUGUUAAGAAAGACCAAGACUUCUUAAGCCCUGUUUUGUGUCUGGAGAAGUACAGCAAACUAAAAACAGUGCUCCGGGUAACAGCCUGGAUAAAGAGGUUUAUCACCAACACCCGCUCAAGCAUAAAAAUCAGUGGUGAACUGACGGCAGAAGAGCUGAAUGAAGCAAAUAAAAACUGGAUAAAGGUGAUUCAGAACCAGAGUUUCAGCUCUGAAAUUGAUCUGCUGAAAGCAGGGAAAUGUCCCAACACUGACUCCAGAAUCCGAGAGCUAAAACCAUUUCUGGACGAGGAUGAGCUGCUCAGUGUGGGAGGAAGGCUCCAGCAUUCUGAUCUCUCUUACAGAGAAAAACACCCAUGGAUUUUGCCCAACAAUCACCGAUACACAGAAAUGUUGGUGCAGUAUGAGCAUGAGAAGAUAAUGCAUGCGGGUGUACGAGACACUUUAGUGCAGACAAGAGAGAAGCAUUGGAUUUUGAGGGCACGACAGGUAGUGAAGAAGGUUGUGUCCAGAUGUGUACUCUGCAAGAAAUUCAAAGCAAAGGCUGGACAGCAGACUACCGCACCACUGCCAAGAGACAGGAUAACAGAGUCACCGCCUUUUGAGAUCACUGGUGUGGACUUGAGGGCCACUCUAUGUCAAGACACAGAACGUUAUGACAAAGGCGAUAUAGCACUGUUUACUUGCGCUGUAACCAGAGCAGUGCACUUAGAGCUGGUCUCAGAUAUGUCCACAGAGAACUUCCUGUUAGCUUUGAAAAGAUUCAUCUCAAGAAGAGGAUUAUGCAAGGUGAUCUAUUCAGAUAACGCAAAGACGUUCAAGAGAGCUGAUCAAGAUUUGAAGGAGCUCUGGAAAGGCAUUAAAGAUCCACGGCUACGGGAGUUCUUCUCAGAGAAAGGCAUCACCUGGCGGUUCAUCGCUGAAAGAGCAGCCUGGUGGGGCGGAUUCUGGGAGCGGCUGGUCAGGUCAGUCAAAGUUAUUCUCAGAAAGGUGCUAGGCAGAGCUAAACUCAACUUUGAAGAAAUGUGCACCAUUCUGACUGAAGCUGAAGCCAUAAUAAACUCAAGGCCGCUCACUUAUGUGCACAAUGAUGUGGAUGAGCCAGAGCCACUUACACCUGCUCAUUUCUUGGUGGGUCAGAGACUGACCUGCUUGCCUCCUAAGCCAUGUGCAGCUGAGACUAACCAUCCAACAGCGAACAAGGAGGAGAUGAACAGAAGGUGGCGUUACAGACAAAGACUUAUGAAUAACAUCUGGAACCGAUGGCGGAGAGUAUUUGCUGAAUCUGAAGUCGGCUCAUCGCUGCGACACCCCACAAUCUUCUUUGCUGAAAGUCGGAGAUGUUGCGCUCAUCGGAGAAGAUAA